AUGUGCUCGUAUGCCUAUGUUAGAAUGAGAAAGCAAGUGAAACAGCGCGUAGCGAUAUUUUUGCGCAUGUGCCAUGUGGAAUAACAAGGGUGACUGAGUGGAGAUCGUAGGAUGGGGAAAAUGCUCGGUAACAAUGAUCUUAGAAUAGAAGAGGUCGAUCGUACGUCACAGUAGAGCGAGAAAUCGCCGGGACUUGUUUGCAAGAUCGCGAGGGAAGUGGCCGAUAUCUGUGCAAAUCGGGUUCAGCGGAUUCUCGGCCGCGUGCUUGCCUGAUGGAGAUGGAAGACGAGGCGAAGCACAAUAUCGAUAAGCUCGUCGACGACUUGAAGUGCGUCGUGAGACUCGAGGCCUCGCAGGAUGAAUGCCCCAAUGUUGCGCAGAUACUGGAUUCUGUGGUGAACGUUAGCAAAACGUCGAUCGGGGAGACCACUGAACUGGUCAUUGACGAAGUCUUCCUAAAGCUGCUCGGGCACAAAUCUAAACAGAUCGUGGCGAAGACUGCAAAGGCCAUUGCCGAGAUCGCAAAGACUGAUCGUGGAAGAGAAAAGUGCACCGGUUUUGAGUUGAUACGUACACUGGUUAACUUGCUGAACGAAGAGGAUGUAGACAUAUUGACGCAGACCUCCAGAGCUCUAGGAAACAUCUGCUAUGAGAAUGAAAUGGGUAAAAAUCUGGUAAGGGAGCAAGACGGCUUGAAGAUGAUUCUAGCACUACUGAAGAAAGGAAUUGCCCUGGAUAACGUCGAGGGCGCCAGCUUUCUGCGAAAUGUUGCCGCUGGAUUUUUAUUGAACUUUUUGGUGGAUCAGGAUGUGUUGUACAAGAAGGUACUCGAGGAGGACAUGGUACCGAUUAUUUGCAGCGUCUUGGAAAAAGAUGGCAUUAGCGGUGGCGAAGCGGCGAUGCACGUGUUACUCACUCUUGGUAUACUGAACGACGAGAAUAUUAUAUUUCUAGACGAGAGGUUGACGAGAGUUCUGGUUGAUAUACUGGCCAAUGACACUUCCUCCGAGCUGUCUGAGAUGUGCUUGGAGCUCUUGCACGGCCAAGCAGAAGACGAAAAUGCAAAGCUGUUGUUGGCUAAGGCAGGAGUGUGUGAGUUGCUCCUGAAACUACUAGAGAAGCAUGGCCCCCAGUGCAAUGACGAGGAAACUCGGUCGAUUCUCAAAGUUGCCUGUAACUUAAUCGUUUUGAUUUUAACUGGAGACGACAGCAUGAAUUUUCUAUACGACGACAGCAAGGGUCCUGUAUACAGCAAACUAGUAGAAUGGCUAGAAAGCGUUGACGAAGACUUGCAGGUCACUGCCGUUUUGGCCAUGGGCAAUGUUGCGCGGACCGACACACAUUGCAAGCGCAUGGUCGAGCAGGGCGUUCAUCGAAAGUUGUUAAAACUUCUCGAAAGAAACGGCGGCACGUCGGGCGACAUUAGGUGCCAGCACGCCUUGCUCAGCGCGUUACGCAACCUCGUUAUACCCGCGGAUAACAAAUCGCUGAUCCUUGCCGACGGUUUGUUCGACGUUCUCUACCCAAUGCUGGAGAUCCCGACCUUUCCCGUUGUUUUCAAAUUGCUGGGAACGCUCAGGAUAGUCAUAGACGGUCAAAGGGAAGCGGCGGUCUCUUUAGGGCGAAGAGAGGACUUGAUUAAGCGGACGGUUGAAUGGUGCGGUACCAAGGACCACCCUGGUGUCCAGGGCGAGGCCAAUCGAUUAAUUGCCUGGCUAAUAAACAACAGCAGGGACAAGCAGAUUGCCUUGUCAAUUAUCAAGUAUGGUGCGGUGCAGCACCUAGUUGACAUGCUUCUAGCGCAACACGCGCUAAUGCAAAACGAAGCGAUUCUGGGUCUUACGAUACUGACGAGGAUCUGCCCGGCGGAAUCCGAGGAGUUGCUGAUCAAAGCUGGCUUUGGGUGUAACAUGUGCGAGUUUUUCAAGCGCGAGGGUCUUGAGGUGCACAUCGCACUCAACGCACUGUCGCUAUUGGACAGCGUUCUGCAAUCAGACCGACUGAAGGAACAUCUCAAGAGCUGCGGAUUGGCCAACGCGUGCAAGAUCCUGCAGCUGCGUAUAAAUGAGACCACCGCCGCGGAGUUGCAGGCUCGAGUUACCAAUUUGCGAGCGGCGCUGGGCACUGCCUUGGGAACGAACUGCGACUAGGGCCGACGACGACGACGAUCGCGAUGACGAUGGCCAACUCGGAACCUUACGCGCUCGCGCGCGCUGCCAUUCCCUCGUUGUAUCUUCCAUCAUUCCAAAGAACCAAACAAACUUCUUCAACGACCAAAUCGUCCCCAAUUUGAUCUACAGAUUGCAAAACAUAUUUUAUUUAUCGAGAAAUAUAUAUUCUAUUGAUGUACACGU
Messenger RNA from Vollenhovia emeryi, 2354 nucleotides. RefSeq names its product rap1 GTPase-GDP dissociation stimulator 1 (gene vimar). Gene Ontology annotation, biological process: positive regulation of GTPase activity. Gene Ontology annotation, molecular function: protein binding; guanyl-nucleotide exchange factor activity. Bases 273 to 2150 code for a protein of 625 amino acids. Gene Ontology annotation, cellular component: cytosol. Lineage: Eukaryota; Metazoa; Arthropoda; Insecta; Hymenoptera; Formicidae. The transcript is spliced from 10 exons. The record is from RefSeq and is a predicted model, not a curated record.